Molecule: messenger RNA, 866 nt
Organism: Contarinia nasturtii (swede midge)
Lineage: Eukaryota; Metazoa; Arthropoda; Insecta; Diptera; Cecidomyiidae
Gene: RpL13A
Product: 60S ribosomal protein L13a
Exons: 4
Coding region: 82-696 (204 amino acids)
Biological process (GO): negative regulation of translation; translation
Cellular component (GO): cytosolic large ribosomal subunit; ribosome
Molecular function (GO): mRNA binding; structural constituent of ribosome
Source: RefSeq, a predicted model, not a curated record
GCCAUAUUGAAUCGGCUAUAUUUCCGGCUUCAUAAGUCUUUUUCGCCUUUCAACCAUUCUUUUUGUAUUUGCUGCGUAAACAUGCCAGGUUUAAACAAUAAGGCAGUAAUCAUUGACGGUCGUGGCCACUUGGUCGGACGUCUUGCUUCAGUAGUUGCCAAAAACCUUUUGCAAGGUGGCAAAGUCGUCGUUGUACGAUGCGAAGAAUUGACUCUUUCCGGUCACUUCUAUAGAAAUAAAAUCAAGUAUUUGAACUACUUGCGCAAGCGAUGCAACGUUAACCCAGCUCGCGGACCAUUCCACUUCAGAGCUCCAUGCCGUAUCUUCUUCAAGGCUGUCCGAGGAAUGAUCCCACACAAGACUCUCCGCGGUCAAGCCGCAUUGAAGCGUUUGCGUGUGUUUGACGGUAUUCCACCAGCAUACGAGAAGAAACGUCGUGUCUGUGUUCCAACUGCCCUUAGAGUGUUGUGCUUGCGAUCAGAUCGCAAAUACUGCAAAAUUGGCCGUUUGUCACAUGAAGUCGGUUGGCAAUACCAAGAUGUUGUCAAGAACUUGGAACGUAAACGUAAGGCUAAGUUGGCACUUCAUCUUAAACAAAUGAAAGUCAACAAUAAAUUGACGAAACUAGCACGCAAAAACAUCGAAAAAGUUGCUGCUCCACACACCGCCGUCAUCCGAUCAUUGGGCUAUCAAUAAACCAGUUUAACAGCACUUAAUCUUAACAUCAACAUUAAGUUUGGCAGUUUUUAUUAAAAACAACAACAACAACAUAAAACAAUUCCCAGAUACGAAUUGAUUACAUUGAAAUAAUGUAACUGUUAAUUCUGUUUUGAAAGAAUAAAACCAAUUGUGAAGAAGACUAUACG